GCCCCAUCCCUCCCCCCUCCCCCGCCGGCCGGCUCCAGCCCGUACCCGGCGCCCCCGGGCCCCGCCAUGGGCCUCACCGUGUCCGCGCUCUUCUCGCGGAUCUUCGGGAAGAAGCAGAUGAGGAUCCUCAUGGUUGGCUUGGAUGCAGCUGGCAAGACCACAAUCCUGUACAAACUGAAGUUGGGGGAGAUUGUCACCACCAUCCCGACCAUAGGCUUCAAUGUGGAGACAGUAGAAUAUAAAAACAUCUGCUUCACAGUCUGGGAUGUGGGAGGCCAGGACAAGAUUCGACCUCUGUGGCGGCACUACUUCCAGAACACUCAGGGCCUCAUCUUCGUGGUGGACAGUAACGACCGGGAGCGAGUCCAGGAAUCUGCUGAUGAACUCCAGAAGAUGCUGCAGGAGGACGAGCUGCGGGAUGCGGUGCUGCUGGUUUUUGCCAACAAGCAGGACAUGCCCAACGCCAUGCCUGUGAGCGAGCUGACCGACAAGCUGGGGCUACAGCACUUGCGCAGCCGCACGUGGUACGUCCAGGCCACCUGUGCCACCCAAGGCACAGGCCUGUACGAUGGGCUGGACUGGCUGUCGCAUGAGCUGUCAAAGCGCUAACCAGCCAGGGGCAGGCCCCUGCUGCCCGGAAGCUCCGCGUGCAUUCCUCCCGGGAUGACAGACUCCCGGACUCCUCAGGCAGUGCCCUUCCCCCCUACUCCUCCUCCCCCACCUACUCGGGCCUCUGCUCCCGCUCCUGCUCCUGCUCCUGCCUGCAUGUUCUCUCUGUUGUUGGAGCCUGGAGCUUCGCUCUCUGGCACAGAGGGGUCCACUCUUGCCUGCUGGGACCUGUGCAAGGGGCCCCAGGGCCAAGGCCCCCACUUCCAGAGGAGGAGCAGGCAUCUGAGUUUGCUUUUGUUUUUUCCGUUUUGGGUGUACCCUUGGGGCCAGAUAGGGGGGAAGGUGAGGGCUCCAGGUGGUGCUAUGAUGUGGCACUGGAUAUUGAGUAAUAAAUUGGCUGUGGUUUGUA
Molecule: messenger RNA, 1018 nt
Organism: Loxodonta africana (African savanna elephant)
Lineage: Eukaryota; Metazoa; Chordata; Mammalia; Proboscidea; Elephantidae
Gene: ARF5
Product: ADP ribosylation factor 5
Exons: 6
Coding region: 67-609 (180 amino acids)
Biological process (GO): intracellular protein transport; vesicle-mediated transport
Cellular component (GO): cytoplasm; plasma membrane
Molecular function (GO): GTP binding; GTPase activity
Source: RefSeq, a predicted model, not a curated record